Messenger RNA from Closterium sp. Naga37s-1, 2361 nucleotides. Lineage: Eukaryota; Viridiplantae; Streptophyta; Zygnematophyceae; Desmidiales; Closteriaceae. The record is from the annotation of a GenBank genome assembly.
AUGCCUCUACAGCUCAAGGCGAGGAACUAUGAGGAGGCGAUCGACUCGUACAAUAAGCUGGAUGCGGUUCUGUCGCGCCUCUACGGCUCCAUGCUGCACGGCAGGGGCGUUGCUCGCUCCAUGCUGAAGCAGCACCAGCAGGCGGCUCUGGACUUGAAGCAGGCAGUGGAGAAGCAGCCGCACAAGGCAAACUACUGGGUGGAGCUGGGGCAGGAGUACACCCUUCUGAACGACUACUCCAAUGCGCACAGUGCCUUUGUCAAGGCAGUGGAGCUCGACCCUCACAACGACAGGGCCCGGCAAUUCCGAGGCAUGAGUGCGUUUGAGAUAGAGCACUACGCAGCAGCUCUGGAAGACCUCGUCCCUGCACUCACACGCGACCCGACCAACACCCAGCUGCUCACGCAGGUCGGGCUCUCGCUGCUGCGCCUCAACCGCUACCGCGAGUCACAGCCGUUCUGGGAGGCGGCCGUGCAGGCGGACCCUGGGGAGGCACGCCCGGGGGAGGAGCACCCAGGGGAGAAAAGCUCAGGGGAGGCACGCCCGGGGGAGGCACACCUGGGGGAGGCACACCCGGAGGAGGGCGAGGCGUGGGUGCAGAAGGGCAUCACACACCGCAUCCUGGGCGAGGGGGACAAGGCUGUGGACUCGCUGCUCAUGGCGCUCUCUGUGCAAGAGAACAUUGAUGCAUACCGCAACCUGGUAGCCACGAGGCGUUAUCAAGGGGAUCACUGGGGCGCCAUCGAGUGGUGCAACAAGGGGCUGGCGUUCCGGCCAGAGGACGAGGAGCUGCUGUACGUGCGCGCCUCCAUGCACCACGCGCUGGGCGACCAUGCUACAGCCCUCUCCUUUUACGACCAUCUCCUCGCAACGGCCACAGAGCAGCACAUGACGUUCAACCAGGCAGUCUCCUACUACCAGAGGGAGGUGCUGCUAUACACGGUGGCGCGGCUCGACCGGCCCUUCUCAGCCUUCCAGAUAGACGACGACAUGGAUGUGGACUUCAAGGUGGCGUGGCUGAACAGGAGGGUGCCUCCAGGCCUGCCCAACUACCAGAAUUUAUCUGUCCCCGCCAGCCAAUUGGAGGGUGCCACGUGGCAGUUGCUGCCACAGCUGUCAGAGGCGGCGUUGGCUGUGAUCGCAGCGGCCGAUGAGAUUGGAUGGCGGGCCCACUACGAUACGGAUGGCGUGAUGCCAAACAAGCAGCAGCUGCGCAUGGCAGGGCUGGCAGCCCUAGAUGUGAUGCAGCAGGUACGGGCCACGUGGGAGGCCAUAGCAGACGGGGGGCGCCUGCCAAGCAUUGUGGAAGACGACGACGAGGAGGGGGAGGAGGGCGAGGGGGCUAAGGAGGGGAGAGCCGGAGAAGAAGAGGAGGGCGAGGGGGAGUGGGACAAGCUCACGUCGCCCCCUAGGAUGCCGCUGAAGCGUUUUUCAGGCAGUGGUGGGAGUGGAGGGAGCAGUGGGGGCGAGUCAGUGCAGCUGGUGGGCAGUUGGAGGCAGCUGUUCCAGGUCAUGGUGCCGUGGCGACAACUCUCCGACCCCACCGAGCCGCCUCUCUGGAAGGCCAUGUUCAAGAACCAGCGAUUCCAGGGCAAUUUUCAGUCGUUCACUCCGAUCCACACGUGGAAGCAGCUCAGCGCCAAGUACAAUGCCAUCUAUGACAGGGCAGUGGAAGUGACGCGGAGGGGGCUACUGGAGGGGCAGCAAGCAUUGGAUGAGGAUGGCAACGUUAUCCCUGUCCCCCGUGACGUGUAUGGACCCAAGAUAGAAGCAGCGAAGGGCCAUGAGGGGCUGUACCAUGCAAUUGGUCGGGACUUCUAUCUGCGCCUGCCCUUGCACAGCAUGGCCAAACCUGGGACGGUCUUGCAUGGAACAGAGUUCAAGUUGGAAAAGAAGGCGCUGUCAAUCGACUUUCAGACGUACACCAAGAACUCUGCCACGCAGUGGGGGCAGCUGGAUGAUGAGCUCACUGCCGCCUGGGAGAGCCUGUCGGCGGCGGUGCUAGAUCUGCCCACGAGGGCCACGGACAGCAGCCUGUACCAGCAGCGCAUUCGGGAGAACAUUCUGCGCAUCAGCUACUACUGGUUCCAGCUCAUGCCGCUGUCCCGCGGGUCCGCCAUGGUGGGGCUUGUUUCCAUCCUCGGCCUUUCCAUGGCUGCUGACAUGGAAACCACUGCGCGCAUCCCAAGGGAUGUCCUGGUUGACUGGGAAGGGCUGUUUGCAACUCGCUUUCAAGACUUCUACGAUGCGGUUGCUCCUUGGCUCUAUUCUUCUGUUAAGCGGUCGCCUUGGCACCUCCCUAUUGUGCGAGAGGCGCUGCCAACCACACGCCACGUACUGGCUGCUCUGAGCUACAAAUGA